Molecule: messenger RNA, 1063 nt
Organism: Perca flavescens (yellow perch)
Lineage: Eukaryota; Metazoa; Chordata; Actinopteri; Perciformes; Percidae
Gene: myf5
Product: myogenic factor 5
Exons: 3
Coding region: 82-798 (238 amino acids)
Biological process (GO): skeletal muscle cell differentiation; muscle organ development; positive regulation of skeletal muscle fiber development
Molecular function (GO): RNA polymerase II cis-regulatory region sequence-specific DNA binding; protein dimerization activity; DNA-binding transcription factor activity, RNA polymerase II-specific
Source: RefSeq, a predicted model, not a curated record
UCUCUCAUCCCACUCCUCUACCCUCCUUCCUUCCUUUGCGCCCAUCUCUACAUCCAUUCAGACCUCUUUUCUUCAGCAAACAUGGACGUCUUCUCACCAUCCCAGGUCUACUACGACUGUGCUUCAUCUCCAGACAGCCUGGAGUUUGGCGCAGGCUUGGAGCUCGAUGGCUCCGAGGAGGACGAGCAUGUGAGGAUCCCCGGAGCCCCCCACCAGCCGGGACACUGCCUCCAGUGGGCCUGCAAGGCCUGCAAGCGCAAGUCCAACUUUGUGGACCGCAGACGGGCCGCCACAAUGCGAGAGCGCCGGCGGCUGAAGAAGGUCAACCACGCUUUCGAGGCUUUGAGGCGCUGCACCUCGGCCAACCCCAGCCAACGUCUGCCCAAGGUGGAGAUCCUGCGCAACGCCAUCCAGUACAUCGAGAGCCUGCAGGAUCUGCUACGAGAGCAGGUGGAAAACUACUACGGCCUACCUGGAGAGAGCAGCUCUGAGCCCGGGAGCCCGCUGUCCAGCUGCUCUGAUGGCAUGGCUGACAGCAACAGUCCAGUGUGGCACCAUCUGAAUGCAAACUACAGCAACGGUUAUUCAUAUGCGAGGAACGACAGUUUAGGCGACAAGGCAGCCGGAGCCUCCAGUCUGGAGUGUCUCUCCAGCAUCGUGGACCGUCUGUCCUCGGUGGAGUCCAGCUGCGGACCGCCAGCUCUGAGAGACAUGGCCACCUUCUCCCCCGGUAGCUCCGACUCGCAGCCCUGCACGCCGGAGAGCCCCGGAUCCAGGCCCGUCUACCACGUCCUGUGAAGGAAACUUUGCUGUGACGUGGAAAUAUUGCCACGGGCAGGCAACCUGCUUUCACCACACACCAGCUGCAUUUGCAACAAGAAAUAAGAACUAGUGUUGUGCAAAUCUGAAGAAGACUCCGCCGUAUCUAAAGACCUGCGGCAAGCAGCUUUUAUAUUGUACAUGAGAUUGUAAAUAUGUAAUGUAAAUGCCCAUUUAUUCUAUACAUGCUAUUAUACCCAAUGAGACAUAUUUAAUUAUGACAGUUAAUGUAAUGUUGCAUUAU